CACAGGUAACACAGAUCCUGGUUGCUUCAUCAAUGGGGAUCAUCGCAGCAGUGGCGGUGCGGUAUCACAUAAAAAACCUAAGGGAUCAAAAGAUCAUUCCACGCCUACGAUCAAGGAACACGAGCUGGGGUCGUCUCGAAAUGCUAGAGACCUUUGAGCAAUACGUAGGUAGACAGAUGGGAUUUAAAGAUAGAAGAGCUUGUCCAGUGCUCUGCAAGUUAGCAGCAGAAUACAUCAGGAAGUGCGAAAGUUGUGAAGAUGAUAUUUAUUCAUAUUUCUCCGAUGAACCCGACGUAGAUUCGUUGUACGUUAAGCUCGUGGAAGAGUUUGAGAGAUGCAUUCUUAGUUAUUUUGCAUUUCAUUGGAGCCAUGCAGAUAUCAUGAUUAGUCAGGUAUUAAGUGCCGAUGCUGCACCAAAGAGAAAGCUCAAGCAGAUUUUCAUGGCAGCAACUAGGGAACAAAGAUUUGAGAGGGUGACCAAACACCUGAAGGUGGCCAGAGUUUUUAAUACAUUGGUGGAAGAAAUGAAAGCAAUGGGGCUCACCUCAUCUGAUGAUUAUCAAUGUACGGAGGUGAUGGCUCCGGUGGCUCACAGUGACAGAAGUCCGGUGCUGCUACUCAUGGGAGGUGGAAUGGGAGCCGGCAAGAGUACAGUCCUUAAGGACAUUCUCAAAGAACCCUUCUGGGCAGAGGCAGCGGCGAAUGCAGUUGUGAUUGAGGCAGAUGCAUUCAAAGAAUCCGAUGUCAUAUACAGAGCCCUCAGCUCCAAAGGUCAUGCGGACAUGGUUCAUACAGCUGAACUAGUGCAUCAAUCAUCUACAGAUGCAGCAGCAUCCCUACUUGUGACAGCACUCAAUGAAGGGCGGGAUGUGAUCAUGGACGGAACACUUUCCUGGAUACCAUUUGUUCUUCAAACAAUAACUAUGGCGCGAUGUGUCCAUCGCCGGCGAUAUCGUAUGGGGGUUGGUUACAGGCAAGAACCUGAUGGGACCGUAAUUGAGAAUUACUGGGAACAGAUUGAAGAAGAUGAUCAAUCACCAAAAGGAGGGAAAAGGAGGAAGCCAUACAGAAUAGAGCUCGUUGGGGUUGUUUGCGAUGCCUAUUUAGCAGUUAUUAGAGGCAUAAGGAGAGCUAUAAUGUGUAGACGAGCUGUGAGGGUGAAAUCACAAUUGAAAUCCCACAAGAGAUUUGCAAAUGCAUUUCCAACAUACUGCCAACUGGUUGACAAUGCUAGGCUCUAUUCCACCAACGCUUUGGAAGGUCCACCUAAGUUGAUAGGAUGGAAAGACAGAGAAAGGACAUUGCUAGUUGAUCCAGAUGAGAUUGGGUGUUUAGAGCAGGUGGGGAGGCUGAAUGAAAACGCCGAGUCCAUAUAUGAACUAUACAAAAACCCCAACCCGGCUUGUGAAGCUGGUUCAAUUUGGAAAGACAUUGUGCUAUCACCUUCUAGACUAAAUAUUCAAAAGGAGCUCAAGUUUACCAUCCAGGAAGUGGAAAGAAUGGCAAAGCUCUAAUUUGAGUUUCAGGCUUAUGAAU
Hibiscus syriacus is the source of this 1536-nucleotide messenger RNA. RefSeq lists its product as uncharacterized. The record is from RefSeq and is a predicted model, not a curated record. The transcript has 8 exons. Lineage: Eukaryota; Viridiplantae; Streptophyta; Magnoliopsida; Malvales; Malvaceae. The coding region runs from base 33 to 1514 and encodes 493 amino acids. Gene Ontology annotation, molecular function: kinase activity; ATP binding.